Panicum virgatum (switchgrass) is the source of this 2214-nucleotide messenger RNA. RefSeq names its product synaptotagmin-1-like. Gene Ontology annotation, molecular function: lipid binding. The coding region runs from base 325 to 1944 and encodes 539 amino acids. The record is from RefSeq and is a predicted model, not a curated record. Gene Ontology annotation, cellular component: endoplasmic reticulum. NCBI's taxonomy places the organism in Eukaryota, Viridiplantae, Streptophyta, Magnoliopsida, Poales, Poaceae. The transcript is spliced from 13 exons.
UGCCAACAAAAACCAUUCGAUUCCUCCGCCCCCGCCGGCCGAAGCCAAAUCCAGCUCCGACAAAAAAAUUCGCCGCCGCCGCCGCCCGCACCGGAGCCCCGACCCAGACGAGCGUUCCAUGGACUCGUCCCCCGAAUCAGCCAGGGAUUAGCCAGCGUCGCGAUCGCCGCGCCGCCGCCGCCCGCACCGGAGCCCCGACCCCGACGAGCGUUCCAUGGACUCGCCCCCUGAAUCAGCGAGGGAUUAGCCAGCGUCGCGAUCGCCCCGCCCCACCCAGACACCUCGGUGCUGGUGUGUAUCUGAAGGUUUUGGACGGAAUCCGAGAUGGGUAUAAUCAGCACAGUGCUUGGUUUCUCUGGAUUUGGCUUUGGGUUUUCGGCUGGUAUUGUUAUCGGCUACUUCCUCUUCAUCUACGUCCAGCCAAAUGAUGUCAAGGAUGUCAAAGUUCGUCCGCUUGUGGAAUAUGAUUCAAAAUCUUUGGAGGCCAUUCUUCCCGAAAUUCCUUUGUGGGUCAAGAAUCCUGACUAUGAUAGAAUUGAUUGGCUGAACAGGUUUUUGGAGUUGAUGUGGCCCUAUCUUAACAAGGCUAUCUGCAGAACUGCACAGGAAAUCGCUAAGCCAAUUAUUGCUGAGAAUACUGCAAAAUAUAAGAUAGACUCCGUUGAGUUUGAAACUCUUACUUUGGGUAGCUUACCGCCAACCUUUCAAGGGAUGAAAGUGUACGUCACAGAGGAGCAAGAGCUGAUAAUGGAACCGUGUCUUAAAUGGGCUGCAAAUCCAAAUGUCACUGUUGCUGUAAAAGCUUAUGGUUUGAAAGCAACUAUCCAGAUUGUGGAUCUACAAGUCUUUGCUUUACCUCGUAUUACUCUGAAGCCAUUGGUGCCUACAUUUCCUUGCUUUGCUAAAAUCCUUGUCUCUCUCAUGGAGAAGCCACAUGUUGACUUCGGGCUGAAACUUCUUGGAGCAGAUGUAAUGGCUAUUCCUGGUCUUUACAGAUUUGUUCAGGAGACCAUCAAGAAGCAAGUAGCGAGCAUGUAUUUGUGGCCGAAGACAUUAGAAGUACCUAUAAUGGAUCCCUCAAAAGCAUCGAAAAAACCUGUUGGAAUUCUACUUUUGAAGGUUGUAAGAGCCCAAAAUCUGCGAAAGAAGGAUCUGCUAGGUAAAUCAGACCCAUAUGUGAAACUUAAGAUGUCAGAUGACAAGCUUCCAUCCAAAAAAACAACUGUAAAGCGCAGCAAUCUCAAUCCGGAGUGGAAUGAAGAUUUCAAAUUUGUUGUGACAGAUCCAGAAACUCAGGCUCUUGAAGUUAAUGUAUUUGACUGGGAACAGGUUGGAAAACAUGAAAAGAUGGGCAUGAAUAGUGUCCUUUUAAAAGACCUCCCAGCAGAUGAGACUAAAGUUACUACCCUCGACUUGCUUAAGACCAUGGAUCCAAAUGAUGUACAAAAUGAGAAGUCCCGUGGUCAGCUUACUCUAGAGCUUACGUACAAGCCUUUCAAGGAAGAAGAUAUGGAGAAAGAAGGCAUAGAGGGUACCGAUGUGGUACAGAAAGCUCCAGAUGGUACUCCAGCUGGUGGUGGUCUGCUUUAUGUUAUUGUUCAUGAAGCUCAAGAUCUUGAGGGGAAGCACCAUACAAACCCGUAUGCGAAAAUAAUUUUCAAAGGCGAGGAGAAGAAAACAAAGGUCAUCAAGAAGAAUAGGGAUCCACGAUGGGAGGAUGAAUUCGAGUUUGUGUGUGAGGAGCCACCUGUAAAUGAUAAGCUACAUGUUGAAGUCCUAAGUAAAGCCCCGAAGAAAGGGCUGAUACAUGGCAAGGAAACCUUGGGCUACAUUGAUAUCAGCCUUGCAGAUGUGAUCAGCAACAAGCGGAUUAAUGAGAAGUACCAUCUCAUAGACUCAAAAAAUGGUCAGAUACAAAUUGAGAUGCAAUGGAGAACUUCCUAGACAGCAUUGGUACUAGAAAUGUAACAUCUCUAAAAUAUUUGAUUGGCCCUAUGCAUUUUCAUUUACAAUGUCUUCAUGGUACUUGGUAUUGAUAUAAUUUGUUGGAUCUCAUUAGAAGCUAAAACAACACUCUUUGCACUUAUUUUGGGACAGAGGGAGUAGGUGUGUUAAUGUGUUACUGACCCUGGAAACGAACUCGAACUUAUUCUGUGACUACUACAGAUCAUACAAGUAUACUCGGCAUUCUGUCAUACUGAAUGUUGCUACCAA